Molecule: messenger RNA, 1587 nt
Organism: Talaromyces atroroseus
Lineage: Eukaryota; Fungi; Ascomycota; Eurotiomycetes; Eurotiales; Trichocomaceae
Exons: 2
Coding region: 1-1587 (528 amino acids)
Biological process (GO): phosphatidylcholine biosynthetic process
Source: RefSeq, a predicted model, not a curated record
AUGCUGACUGUAGGCCGCUUUACCAGUCGUUCCUACAUUAUUCACUCGCGAGGCAGCCGGACUCUGCUGGAUUUCCAACAGAAACAGGGCGCGAUGGAAAACGGCACAAAUUCGUUCCCGCAGAGCAAGUCUGCUCCGGCCCUAUCCGAGGAAACUGUCUCUGCUCCUCUUUCUCCAGACCUCCUUGCGACCGACGAAGAUGGCAUCUCGGCUCUUAUCGAGGGCUCUGCGUCGCCCACCUCAACGCCUGGAAGGCUGUCGCGGAAUCCCUCGUUCUCGAAUAGCAGCUCGUUCCAGGAAGAUUGGGAGACUUUCCCGCCGUUGGACAGGCUGACCUUUUUUGAAUUGUUGGACACCUUUUCGUUUUCCCAGAAGCUCGAGAAAUGGAACCAGACGCUGCAUAUGCAACGGGACCGAGUACGCCGUCAGCGUCAGAAGCUAAGAUCUGUUUCUGGCUUAGCGAAGGAUCGCGUGGUGGAUGAAUGGAGGAAACGAGUUCCGACUGCUGAUGAGCAGCUGGAGAAGUAUCGACAUAGCAUGCGGCACUCGGUCGAUCGAUUAACAAAGCAAUGGAACGCAAUAGCAACAGUCACCCUUCGAGAAAAAAUAUCGUUCAUUGCCGGUGUCAUGAACAUUUUCAUCAGUGGGUACAUUAUGGGAGCAUGUCCCGAGUACUUUUACUGGUGGUACACUGCUCAGCUUGCCUACUUCAUGCCUAUCCGUCUCUACUCAUACCACAAACGUGGCUACCACUACUUUCUGGCCGACCUGUGUUACUUUGUGAAUUUUUUGGCCAUGUUGAGCAUUUGGGUUUUCCCGCAAUCGAAGCGACUUCUGAUCGGAACGUACUGCCUGUCUUAUGGAAACAAUGCCGUCGCCAUCGCUAUGUGGCGCAACUCCUUGGUAUUUCAUAGCAUGGACAAAGUUGUUAGUCAGCCAGGCGCGCCUGAGCAUUUUACCCUUCCAGCAAUGAUGUUCUGGGCUUCUAUUCCAUAUGCAGUCUGGCAGUUAUCCUACCAUCGAAUGAUUACCGUUCGUCGCGCGGAGAAGAUUGCCGCGGGCCGGCCUACCAGCUUCACUUGGCUCCGACGUUCUUACGCCAAAACCUGGAUCGGUAAAGUUGUGCUUAGUCUGCCUGAGAUCCUUCAGGAGCCGGCAUUCAUGUUGAUUCAGUAUCUGUACGCGCUUUUGACGAUGAUCCCAUGCCCUCUUUGGUUUUGGUACCGCUGGGCUAGCUCUGUUUUCAUGGUGGUUGUGUUUAUUUGGAGCAUUCACAACGGAGCGGCUUACUACAUCGAUGUUUUCGGAAAGCGUUUCCAGAAAGAGUUGGAACAGUUGAAAAAGGAUGUUGCCAAAUGGCAAGCUAGCCCAGAUUAUACUACUAGUCCGCUUCUUACACCUGGGCUCCCCGCACUCGCAACGGACCAGGGCUCCCGCUUGCUGAACGAUCUGGCUACCACGCCAGCAGAGGAAGCGGACAAAACCAGCCUGGAGCGCAUCCCAACUCUUGAUGCCCUGUCUGAAACCACCGGUAUUCAGACUCGUGCACCCGAUACAGCCUCUGAAUUGCGGGAUCGAACCGCAUAG